Molecule: messenger RNA, 6491 nt
Organism: Aquila chrysaetos chrysaetos
Lineage: Eukaryota; Metazoa; Chordata; Aves; Accipitriformes; Accipitridae
Gene: SLC9A9
Product: solute carrier family 9 member A9
Exons: 16
Coding region: 376-2310 (644 amino acids)
Biological process (GO): sodium ion transport; proton transmembrane transport; regulation of pH
Cellular component (GO): recycling endosome; membrane
Molecular function (GO): sodium:proton antiporter activity
Source: RefSeq, a predicted model, not a curated record
GAUUAUGCUGUAAACUACAGGAACAAACAUUAUGAACACAGACUAAGUUUUACAACAGAAUUUUAGAAAUUGACAGAGCCUGAGCCUUGGAGACACUUUGUGCAUCUACAGCUGGAGCAAGUGCAGUCCAGCGAUGCAACCUUAACAUUAAAAAUGAGACAGGGCAGCUUUAAGAGAGAAACAGGAAGCUGUAACUAGAAUCCAGCUGAAUUCUGAGCUGGGGCACUUUACCAUGAGGCUGCAAAUGAAACAGAUGUGCUCGCUGUGAAUUUCUGUAGUAUCUGGACUUUUUGUACCAAAGGUGGUAACACUUUCCUUCCUGCGAUUUUUUUUUUUUCUUUUUAUUUUGCACAUAUUUUCCAUAGAGGGAAUGAAAUGGAGAAGUUGAAGAAAUAUGUAUCAGUGAAAGAUGAAGAUCAGUUUUAUCAUCAGGGAGCUGUGGAGUUGCUAGUCUUUAACUUCCUGCUCAUUCUUACAAUAUUAACAAUUUGGUUGUUUAAAAACCAUCGAUUCCGCUUUUUGCAUGAAACUGGAGGAGCUAUGCUUUAUGGCCUUGUAAUGGGAUUAAUUAUAAGAUACGCAACAAAAGCACCAGAUGUUGAAAGUGGAACUGUUUAUGAAUGUGAAAAGCUGAAAUCUGGGCCACCUACUCUACUUAUUAAUAUAACUAAUCAGGUCUAUGAAUAUCAAUACAAAAGAGAGAUCAGCCACCACAAUGUCAAUGGUCACCAGGGCAAUGCAAUGCUUCAAAAGAUGACAUUCGAUCCUUCCAUCUUCUUCAAUAUUUUGCUGCCACCCAUUAUAUUUCAUGCUGGCUAUAGUUUAAAGAAGAGACAUUUUUUUCGUAACUUAGGAUCAAUUUUAACCUACGCCUUUUUGGGAACUGCCAUCUCCUGCAUUGUCAUAGGGUUGAUAAUGUAUGGUUUUGUGAAGGCCAUGGUACACAUUGGCCAGUUGAAAGGAUGGGAAUUCCACUUCACUGACUGUUUAUUUUUUGGAUCGGUGAUGUCUGCCACAGAUCCAGUGACAGUCCUUGCUAUUUUCCAUGAGCUGCAUGUGGAUACAGAUUUGUACACACUCUUGUUUGGAGAGAGUGUCCUAAAUGAUGCCGUGGCUAUUGUGCUGACAUACUCUAUAUCCAUUUACAGUCCUAAGGAGAAUCCUAAUGCGUUUGAUGCUGCUGCUUUCUUCCAGUCAGUGGGAAACUUCCUGGGGAUCUUUGCUGGAUCAUUUGCCAUGGGAUCCUCUUAUGCUGUUGUCACAGCUUUAUUGACAAAAUUUACAAAGCUGCGUGAGUUUCCAAUGUUGGAGACAGGUCUGUUUUUUCUCCUGUCCUGGAGUGCCUUCUUAUCAGCAGAAGCCGCUGGUCUUACAGGUAUUGUUGCAGUCCUUUUCUGUGGAGUCACACAGGCCCAUUAUACCUACAACAAUCUGUCACCAGAUUCCAAAAUGAGAACUAAACAGUUGUUCGAGUUCAUGAAUUUUUUGGCUGAGAACGUCAUCUUCUGUUACAUGGGACUCGCACUAUUCACAUUUCAAAAUCAUCUCUUCAAUCCUCUUUUUAUAUUUGGUGCAUUUGUGGCAGUUUUUGUGGCAAGAGCUUGCAACAUAUACCCACUUUCUUUCCUUUUGAAUUUGGGUCGAAAACAAAAGAUUCCCAGGAACUUUCAGCACAUGAUGAUGUUUUCAGGUUUACGUGGUGCAAUAGCAUUUGCAUUGGCUAUUCGAGACACAGAAUCCCAACCCAAACAAAUGAUGUUUACAACAGCACUGCUUAUUGUGUUUUUCACAGUCUGGGUAUUUGGUGGGGGCACAACACCAAUGCUUACGUGGCUUCAGAUCAGAGUUGGCAUAGAUCCAGAUGAAGAUCUGAAAACAGAAGCUGCAAGCCAGAGUGCAUCUAACUUGGAUAAAAAUACAACCAAAGCUGAGAGUGCGUGGCUCUUCAGAAUAUGGUAUGGCUUUGACCAUAAAUACCUAAAACCUAUCUUAACCCACACUGGUCCACCUCUCACAACAACAUUACCUGCAUGGUGUAAUCCCGUUGCCAAGCUUCUGACCAGCCCCAGUGCAUAUGGCGAUCAACCGAAGGAUGAUGACACAGAUUAUAUCAUAGAUAAUGAUGAACUGACUGAAAACUAUGAAUCAUCUGCUCACAUACCAGUGCCAGCACAGGACAGAACAGGCUCCACCCAGGCUACAGGCAAGGAAGAUAUUCAUGAAGGAGACCUAGGAUUAGGAGGGUACAAACUCCAGCUUGAACACACUGCAGGUCAACCACAGAUGAAUUCAUUGGCACAAACAGUGUAAUGUUAAUCACAAGAAAUAAGACUAAAACAAAGAAAUAAGAUACCAUUAUGUGGACAAGAGGCUAGAAAAUGUACUAAGCACAAAAAUCAAAGAAAACUUAGAUUUUACCAACUAAAUGCCUGCUUCCCCCCAGGAAAGAGUUUACCACCAUCCAUAUACCUACAACAAUAUGCAGAGGUUUUCUGACUGCAGCAGUUUUUACUAAGAAAAAAAAAGUAGGGCACUGCCAGCCCACUGUAAAUCCAUUACAGUCAUGUGUUCCCUCAGUAUUUGACUGGACCAUGUCCCUCGCAUGUACACAGGCCUUUCAAUGUUGCUUAUAGUCUUUAGUCAGCUGGAAUAGAGAGAGAAAUAGCUUCCUAAGAUAUUCAUGCUCACAUAAUAACAGCACUUUUUAUACAGCUGGUUCUGAACAGAUCCACAGAUAGCUACUACUCCAGUAGCUAUUAUAUUUAUAAGGAAGCAGCAGAAGAUUCUUUGUCCAAUAAGUACGUGAUGUAAAAAUACUUAAAACAUGCAUUGCAGCCUGUCAGUCUUGAUAGAUCAAGCUCCUUCAUGCUCACUGUAUAGACUUUCCCUGACAAACAGCCCUCUAUUUGCUUUCUAAAUGCACCUUAUAGCCUAGUCCAUACAGGGUUGCACCAGGUUGCCAAACAGAACAUUAAUAGUAGGAGACAUUGAAGUCUAUGAAAUCAGCAACAGACCCCCUUUUAUUGCUGCACUGAAUGGGUAUGACCACUAUUUAAACAGCAGUUAUUCCACAAGACAUUCAUCAUUACAGCUUCACAGCACACAAAGCUUACAUGCUGGGAAAAGUUUUGUUGUUUUGCAAGAUCAUUCUAAAUGUAUGCUUUGAUUUAGGUAGUCACCUGUUUCAUUUUUUUUAUGGUUCAAGGGAAAUGAGUUGUUUCUAAUCAACUAUUUCUGCAAAACAGCUAUAUCUUAAGACUAGCUACUCCAAGGAUAAAUUUCUACGUCUCUCUAUUUAUGCUGGGCACUCAAUAUCACACUAGUGAUAAGGACAGUGGUAGUUAGAUAUAAAAAAAAACAAGAGGAGAGUUCGGGUAUGAAAGCAUUAAUUGCAUCUGCAUAGACACAGUAACUGGAUAAACAACUGGUCAACCAUACAUACAGCUAACUGCCAUAUACUAUUAUCAAGCAUUAGCACAGACCAGCUUUUGCACACAUCAGCUAAGUAGUGCAAAUACAGGGAUAAAGCCAGGCUUUUGUUGUUAGAGCACAUGCCUUUUCUCACCACAUAAGUUUCAACUGUGCAUGAUAACGUUCCUACUAAGAAAGUUGAACCAUAAGAAGUUUUUAAAUAAGGUCAUUCUUAAUAUACAAAGACAACAAGAAUGCAAGAGAUUUGUAAUCUGCAAGAAUAAAAAUCAAGCCAUCUCCAUGAACAAUCAUAAAGCUGAAUAGGUCUUGAUUUCACCACAAAUGGAAGCUGAAAUACAAACUUGAUCAUAUUUAAGUUUUAGUCAUUCUUUUCCAGGCUAAUUAAUUUCUGGUUAAAUGUGACUCCAGAACAGUUGUUUUAAGCAUAAAUUUGAACACUGGAGUUCUAUAUGCUAUUAUGAAAGAUCAGAAGCUUAAACUGGCAUUUUAUUUUCCCCUAAACACUAAUCAAGAAACUGCAAAGGAUCUUAAUCCCCAUGUGGUUUAAAACAAAUUUGCCUUGUUUAGCUGCACGAGGUGGGAAAAGAUGUGCAGCAGGUUGCAAGAAGGGAUGGAGAAUGGACGAGGAGGUAAGGUUUUAUGGCCUAGUACUGCGCACCCUACAGCAUGCAGUGGCAGACAGCAAAGAUAACAGGAGGCAGGAUAGGCAGGUAGAGACACACUGCAGUGAGGUGAAUAUGUGGCAACACAGUGAGAAGUGAGAAGGUAUUAUCAUGGAUGGGUACUAAUAAUCCUGAUUUCAGUAGCCAGAGUUUCCAAUUUCAUUCUUCAAAAGUAUUGAGUGCAUGUCACCAGGCUUCCUAAGCAACUCGGGAAGCACAGAUCCCGGUCCUUAGAUUAUGGUGGAGGGGAGGACGGAAAUCAAUGAACUGCUGAAGUAUUAUGAAGAUGCAAAGCUGUUUUUCACAACUGCUACAUGAACUGGAAAUGACAAGCUCUUCAACAGUUCUGCUCUUAGAUUCUACUCUGAAAUGCAUCCUGCAGCACACUCUAUGGGGUUUUUACUGAUUUAUUUAUUGUGCCUAUGUCAAUUUCUCACACUUGUGCAAUGUGAUAAAUGGAAAGCUCUGGGGUCUGAAAUUCUCUGUUUAUCAAAAAAAAAGUCUGUAGUGAAUACUCUCCACACUGUUCUGCCUGGAUGCCUUAAAGGACUACUGUACUCAGUAAAGAAAGUCAUCCCUUGCAACAGAGGAGUGCAUACUUCACAUCUUCAGAGGUCAGAUUUUUAUGCUAAGACUAUGAAGAGGCUGAAUCAGUGGACCCAGAAGGAUGGGUAUUUAUCCUCUGGGACCAUCCUCAGUAACCAAAGUAACACUGGCUUUUAGGAAAAUUAGUAAUUUGAGCUGCAAGCAAACCUGAAACUUCUACUAAACACCAAUAAAAGUCUCAAUUAUCCAUUACACUAUUCAGCCUUGCCAUUUCCUAAUUUUAAGAUAUUCUUGAUCUGUGUGUCAUGAAGAGGGAGUUAAAACAACAUUAGAACAGAUGAUAUAUUUGUAUUCAAGGAGAAAUUACUGGCAACUAGUAAUUCUUCAUGACUGUUUAAACAGAGUAAUGGAUGUUAAGAGAGGCCUUUAAUGUUAAUUUACAGUUCAUACACUGGAGAUUUAAACUACUCAAUAUCACAGUGUUUGACUGAACAUGCAAGUCACUCAUGAUAAAUGUGAAGCUAUUCUUCCCAUCUGAGUUAAUCUAAUAAAACACUACUUGGAAAAUGAAAUGUAAAAUACAUUGUCAAAAAGUAGUGACUGCAUAGUCAGUAUGAAGGCCAAAAUGUUAGGAAAGAUGGAAAUCUGCAAUAUUGCUAAACCUUUCAGGUUUCAGAAGUAAUAACUGAAAUUUCAUACUGAACUGCAGAGUGUUUGGCAAAGGUUGGAAGCAGCAGAAUGAAUCCUGGCUAUACAGCAGAGCCAGUCCAAAAGACACUAUACUAAAAAUAUCAGGUCACUAUGAUAACUUUCACAGAGAAGUGCAACAUUUAGUAACCUCACUGAAAGCAGGGGGCAUUGGAAGCAAACACUUAAGUUGCUGUGUUAAAAGCUCAAACUUUUUCAUAGUAACCACAUUAGGGCUGUCUUCAGCAAACUGAUUAACUCCACGCAUAACUUAAGCCGUUAAACUAACUGCAUUGAAGUCACAAGAGCAGUUCACACCCUUUCCACCUAGCAACUUAUGUGCCUUGCUGGGCUGAGGACAGCCUGUACAAUAGGUCUUUAUUUCCUUUUGAAAGCUGGUCUGUAUUUUGCUAUCAGCCAUCAAGUAAUGCUGAGCCUGUAACAUCCCAAUUGCUGUGUACAUUUGAGUACACCAUAAAUGCAGCAAUAUACAUAAGUAUUUCAGAUGCACAUAAGCAUUACACACAUGCCUUCAAAAUUCUUUGUUUUCAGAGAUUAAUAUUUGUAUACAAAGAAUUAUCAAUUAUGGACUUCAGAGAACAAAGAAAAUAUCCUGUAUACCCACUUUAGCGAUUGCAAACUACUUCUAAGGACAAAGUUGUUUUUCCCCUACUUCCUUCUAGCAAAACAGAAAAUAGCCCUUUUCAACGUUUUAAAGCAAACCAGUUCUGAGCAUUUUAAAUAACUUAACGCACACAUGCACAUCUCUAGCAAUAAAAUCCCAACAGACAUGAGUUCUGCUCAAUGAACUGUAAAAGCCUUGUCAACAUUUUUUUAUAAACAGUCUUUCAGAAAUUGAAAAUUCUCCAGUUGAUCUAAAUUUCCUAAGCAAAUGUUAGUUUAACCCACAGCCUUGGUCCCAAUACCAGUAAAUUUUCAGAUCAUGAAAUCCCCUCCUUCCUUUACCUCAAUGGUUAGUUUUUAUGGUAGGCACUACUGUUCAGGAGAGUUAGACAAAACACCUGAACAUGUUUUUCCUUGAAUACUGGUUUGUUUAUUGCUGUUUUGGGGUUUUGUUUGGCUUUAACACAUACAUUUUUUACAUCAUAAUUACAUACUGGAGUGCAAGUUUCUGAACAGUAUGAAAGAAAACUUUUCUGCCAA